UCAUAGUGUGCAUUCAUUUCAAUUCAUUCAACUCACUUCGUUGAAUAAAGUUGUGUGCAAUUUGUCUAUCAUGAUUUUUUUACCAAUUUGGGACAGAUUUAAACUCCGAAAGUAUUUUAUUUAUGUAUAAAAUAUUUUAAUUUCGUUAUAUAAUACAUUUUUCGCUGUGUAAAGUUGCCGAAAGUGAAAUGUAAUGGAAUUAAGCCGAGCGUUUCUUAAAUCCUUGUAAAACAAGAGUUGUUUCUUCGUGAACAUAUCAUUAUUUGUGUUUAAAUUUCUUUGUUAAAAGUUGUAAACAAACGAAACUGUUUAUUAGAAGGGGUAACUUGAGUAUAAAUAAAUUAGGUAAAUUAAAACAAUGGAAGUAUCUAAUGAAAUAAAAGAAGAUAUUCGGAAAACGCAGUCGGACUUGAAAAAUGCGAUACGAAUCCAUCAGAUUUGGGUUGCGCGCCUUCAAGACGAUGAAAACAAUAAUCACAUUAAGACCAAAGUUAAAGAAGCAGAAAAAGAAAUAAUAGCUAUUGGACAAACUCAAAAAUUGGUUGUAGAAAGACUAAGAAGAGAGCUAGAAUUGUAUCAGCAACGUUUGAAGGCACGCAACAAGCAAAUUAAUAUAGAAAACGACAAUAGAUAUGUAGCACAGCAACUAAGGGACCAUCAAUUACAAUAUCGUAGCAGAAACAGAACGGUAUCACUUUUGAAACCAUCUGUAUUGAAUGAAAUACAUAUUAAAACUGAGAACAAUAGUGAUGAAGUAAAAGAGAAUAUAUCUGACUCAGAGAUUGAGAUUAAAUUGUCAAAUGAGAAGGAAAACUCAAAUCACAGUGGAAAUGAGGACAAAGACCAAUAUUCAAGGAAUUUUACUCAACUGAACAAUGUCCAUGAUAGCCGGAGCAAUUUUGUUAAUGCUUUAAAUAAAGUUAAGGAAGCUUUUAGUGAUUCAAAACAUGAAGAAAACAAUGAGUGGCAGGAACAGAAGUCUGAUUCGGAUUCGUCUAGAGGUGCCGUGCUCUCGCCGACGCCGUCGCCGCCGCCUUUACCAGAACCAGGUGAACCGGUGUCGAAAGAAACUUUCUUGAGACUCAUUGGUCUAGUGACACCUCUACAAAGGGAGAUAAUAGAGAAGAAGAGGAAUGAACGCCGUAAAAGGUCCACAACAAGUACAAACAGAAAUGAAUUUCUUUAUGGGAGCUUUGAAAUGUUACCUAAAAAGAAAAAGUACAACCAGUUCCCUUAUCUUCAAACUCAUAAUGAUCCUCCACAGACAAGAUCUGCCAAGUUACGCAAACAACAGAACCAAAACAAAACAUCUCGAGAAGGCUCGCCCUCAGGAUCUUCUACGGAAAUAAAGGAAAUUUGUUAG
Molecule: messenger RNA, 1363 nt
Organism: Trichoplusia ni (cabbage looper)
Lineage: Eukaryota; Metazoa; Arthropoda; Insecta; Lepidoptera; Noctuidae
Product: GATA zinc finger domain-containing protein 24-like
Exons: 9
Coding region: 359-1363 (334 amino acids)
Source: RefSeq, a predicted model, not a curated record